Messenger RNA from Phragmites australis (common reed), 6255 nucleotides. Its product is annotated as callose synthase 9. The transcript has 50 exons. Gene Ontology annotation, cellular component: plasma membrane; 1,3-beta-D-glucan synthase complex. Gene Ontology annotation, molecular function: 1,3-beta-D-glucan synthase activity. Bases 240 to 6035 code for a protein of 1931 amino acids. Gene Ontology annotation, biological process: (1->3)-beta-D-glucan biosynthetic process. The record is from RefSeq and is a predicted model, not a curated record. NCBI's taxonomy places the organism in Eukaryota, Viridiplantae, Streptophyta, Magnoliopsida, Poales, Poaceae.
UUUUGAGACUUUCGUCGCCUCCCACACGUUUCCUUCGCCCACUACUCCCCCCCCCCCCCCGCUCGAGCUCGAACACCGCCACCUCCGCAUCCGCGCGCGCUGCACGUGAAACCCUAGCUCCGAUCUCCCUCACCAGUCGAUCGCAGCAGUUUGGCGGGGCGGGGCGGGGCUAUGGCGAGCGGCAUCUGAGCGUGCGAGCGACUGGGCGCGUAGAUCCGAGGGCUUCGCUUCGCUUCGCGAUGGCGAGGGCGGAGACGAACUGGGAGCGGCUGGUUCGAGCGGCGCUGCGCGGGGAGCGGUUUGGCGGCGCUUACGGGCAGCCCGUGACCGGAAUCGCCGGGAACGUGCCGUCGUCGCUCGGCAACAACGUACACAUCGAGGAGGUGCUCCGCGCCGCCGACGAGAUCCAGGAUGAGGACCCUACCAUCGCGAGGAUUCUGUGUGAGCAUGCAUAUGCACUAGCCCAAAAUUUGGAUCCAAACAGCGAAGGGAGAGGUGUGCUGCAGUUUAAAACGGGUUUAAUGUCAGUAAUCAGGCAAAAACUAGCAAAGAGGGAUGGCGGUGCUAUAGACAGAAGUCGGGAUAUUGCUAAACUGCAAGAAUUUUACAAGCUUUAUAGAGAAAAGCAUAAAGUGGAUGAGUUGAUUGAGGAUGAAAUGAAGUUGAGGGAAUCUGCUGUGUUCAGUGGUAAUCUUGGAGAGUUGGAACGCAAAACUCUGAAGCGCAAAAAGGUACUUGCGACUUUGAAGGUCUUAUGGUCAGUAAUGGAGGAUCUGACGAAGGAAAUUUCACCCGAGGAUGCAAAAAAUUUGAUAUCUGAAGAGAUGAAAAAGGUCAUGCAAAAAGAUGCGGAGAGGACAGAGGAUGUUGUUGCAUAUAAUAUUAUUCCUCUAGAUGCUCUGUCUACUACGACUAAUGCAAUUGUGACUUUUUCAGAGGUGAGGGCAGCAAUAUCAGCUUUGCAGUACCAUAGAGAUCUGCCCAGGCUCCCUGGUACCUUUUCAGUCCCUGACGCUAGGAAUUCAGAUAUGCUGGAUCUUUUGCAAUGUGUAUUUGGUUUUCAGGAAGGUAAUGUGAAAAACCAACGAGAGCAUAUCAUUCACCUAUUGGCAAAUGAACAGUCUCGACUGGGCAAACUAUCAGGGAAUGAGCCGAAAAUCGAUGAGGGUGCUGUGCAUGUUGUCUUCUCCAAAUCACUUGAUAACUAUAUCAAAUGGUGCAACUAUCUGCCACUGCUUCCUGUCUGGAACAACACUGAUUCUUUGACCAAAGAAAAGAAGUUGCUAUAUGUUUGUUUGUUCUACUUGAUGUGGGGAGAAGCUGGUAAUGUACGAUUUCUUCCAGAGGGUUUAUGCUACAUAUAUCAUCAUCUAGCAAGGGAACUAGAGGAGGUUUUACAAAAACAGACUGCAGAGCCAGCUGAAAGCUGCAGUUCUAAUGAUGUGGUGUCGUUUCUUGACCAAGUCAUUUCUCCUUUGUAUGAAAUCAUUGCAGCGGAAGCAACCAACAAUAAUAACGGGCGUGCACCCCAUUCUGCAUGGAGAAACUAUGAUGAUUUCAAUGAGUUUUUCUGGUCUCUUAAGUGCUUUCAACUAGGUUGGCCAUGGAAGCUGAGCAACCCAUUUUUCUCAAAGCCUAGUAGGAAAGAGAAGGGCUUGCUAGGUAGAAAUCAUCAUUAUGGAAAGACAUCUUUUGUGGAACAUAGGACUUUUCUUCAUCUUUACCACAGCUUUCAUCGCCUUUGGAUGUUCCUAAUUAUGAUGUUUCAGGGACUAACUAUCAUUGCUUUUAACAAUGAUAAUUUUGACAUGAAGACCGCAUUGCAACUUCUUAGUCUGGGCCCAACUUAUGUCGUAAUGAAAUUUGUUGAGAGUCUAUUGGACAUUCUGAUGAUGUAUGGUGCCUAUUCAACAUCUCGUGGAUCUGCAAUCACCAGAGUGCUAUGGCGAUUCUGUUGGUUUACGGUAGCUUCGUUGGUGAUUUGUUACCUAUAUGUCAAGGCACUUCAAGAUGGGACACAGUCAGCAACAUUCAAGAUAUAUGUAUUUGUUAUCAGUGCAUAUGCGGGUGCCCACAUAGUUAUCAGCCUACUUAUGAGCGUCCCUUGUUGCCAUGGUUUGACUCAGGCUUGCUACCGCUGGUCUUUUGUGCGCCUUGCUCAGUGGAUGCAUCAGGAGCACAAUUAUGUUGGAAGAGGCAUGCAUGAGAGUCCCAUUGACUAUAUAAAAUACGUCGCUUUCUGGAUUACAAUUCUUGGUGCAAAAUUUUCAUUCACCUAUUUUCUCCAGAUAAAGCCUCUUGUGAAACCAACAAGAAUUGUAAUCAAUUUCAGAGGCUUGGAGUAUGCCUGGCAUGACUUUGUUUCAAAGAAUAACCAUAAUGCUCUUACAAUCCUUUCAUUAUGGGCUCCAGUGGUGUCAAUUUACCUUUUGGACAUUCAUGUAUUUUACACUGUGCUGUCUGCUAUAUACGGAUUUCUCCUUGGCGCGCGCGAUCGCUUGGGAGAGAUCAGGUCUGUUGAAGCAGUUCACAGAUUCUUUGAGAAGUUCCCUGAAGCAUUCAUGGAUAAACUUCAUGUUGCUGUUCCAAAAAGGAAACAAUUGCAAUCAUCUGGUCAGCAUACAGAAUUGAACAAGUUUGAUGCAUCUAGAUUCGCUCCCUUCUGGAAUGAAAUUGUGAGGAAUUUACGGGAAGAGGAUUAUAUUGAUAACACUGAACUGGAAUUGCUUUUGAUGCCCAAGAAUGAUGGAAUGCUUCCCAUUGUGCAAUGGCCACUUUUCUUGCUUGCUAGCAAGGUUUUCUUGGCCAAAGAUAUUGCAAUUGACUGCAAAGACUCACAAGAUGAACUUUGGCUAAGGAUAUCUAAGGAUGAGUACAUGCAAUAUGCUGUUGUAGAAUGCUUCCAUAGCAUUUAUUAUAUCCUGACAUCUAUACUAGAUAAAGAAGGACGUCUCUGGGUGGAGAGGAUUUAUGGUGGUAUCCGAGAAAGUAUUUCAAAGAAGAACAUCCAGAGUGAUCUUCAUUUCAGCAAAUUGCCUAAUGCUAUCGCCAAGCUUGUUGCUGUACUGGGAAUACUGAGAAGUACAACCGAGUCCGGUGAUCUGAAAAAGGGAGCAGUUAAUGCUAUUCAAGACCUAUAUGAAGUUGUUUAUCAUGAAGUGGUUUCUUUUGAUAUGAGUGGUAACAUUGACGAUUGGACUCAGAUAAAUAGAGCGAGGGCGGAAGGCCGCCUCUUCAAUAAUCUCAAGUGGCCAAAUGAUCCUGGAUUGAAGGACUUGAUCAAGCGAUUGUAUUCGCUUAUGACAAUUAAGGAAUCAGCUGCAAACGUUCCUAAAAAUCUGGAAGCCGGGAGGAGACUUGAGUUCUUUACAAAUUCUCUGUUCAUGCAAAUUCCUGUUGCAAGGCCUGUUUCGGAAAUGGUUUCCUUUAGUGUAUUUACUCCAUAUUACUCUGAGAUUGUUCUCUACAGCAUGGCUGAACUUCAGAAAAAAAACGAAGAUGGUAUAACUACAUUGUUUUAUCUCCAGAAGAUUUACCCAGAUGAAUGGAAGAACUUCCUUACUCGUAUCAACAGGGAUGAAAAUGCAGCAGACUCUGAACUUUUUGGCAACCCAAAUGACAUACUUGAACUACGUCUGUGGGCUUCUUAUCGUGGGCAGACCUUAGCACGAACUGUUCGUGGUAUGAUGUACUACAGGAAAGCCCUUAUGCUACAGAAUUAUUUGGAGAGGAUACAAUCUGAAGGUAUCUGUACUACUUACCUUGCAAGAUGCAUAGUUGCUAUUUAUCUAAAUGAACAUUCCCUCUUGUGUUUUCUUUCUUUGCUAGACCUCGAAGCUUUGGCUGGUUCGGCUGAUGCACAUUUUGAGUUGUCCCCUGAGGCACGUGCACAAGCUGAUUUGAAGUUUACGUACGUGGUUACCUGCCAAAUUUAUGGAAAACAGAAGGGAGAAGGGAAACCUGAAGCUGCAGAUAUAGCCCUACUAAUGCAAAGGAAUGAAGCUCUCAGAGUUGCUUACAUUGAUGUUGUCGAGAGUGUUAAGAAUGGAAAGCCCACUACUGAGUAUUACUCGAAGCUUGUUAAAGCUGACAUUCAUGGAAAGGACAAGGAAAUUUAUUCCAUUAAAUUGCCUGGCAAUCCGAAGCUUGGGGAGGGAAAACCAGAAAACCAAAAUCAUGCCAUAAUAUUCACUCGCGGAAAUGCAGUGCAGACUAUCGAUAUGAAUCAGGAUAACUACUUUGAGGAGGCACUUAAAAUGAGAAACCUGCUUGAGGAGUUCUCUCUGAAGCGUGGCAAGCAUUACCCUUCUAUUCUUGGUGUCAGAGAGCAUGUCUUCACGGGAAGUGUUUCCUCCCUGGCCUCAUUUAUGUCAAACCAGGAAACUAGUUUUGUGACGUUAGGACAGCGUGUUCUUGCUAAUCCACUGAAAGUGAGAAUGCACUAUGGCCAUCCAGAUGUUUUUGAUAGAAUUUUUCAUAUAACGAGGGGUGGGAUCAGUAAGGCCUCCCGCAUCAUUAAUAUUAGUGAGGAUAUAUAUGCAGGAUUCAACUCAACUCUGCGUCAAGGGAGCAUAACUCAUCAUGAGUAUAUCCAGGUUGGCAAAGGAAGAGAUGUUGGGCUUAAUCAGAUUGCAGUAUUUGAAGGAAAAGUUGCUGGAGGCAAUGGUGAACAAGUGCUUAGCAGAGACAUAUAUAGACUUGGACAGCUUUUUGACUUUUUCCGGAUGUUAUCCUUCUACGUGACAACUGUUGGGUUCUACUUUUGUACUAUGCUAACUGUACUGACUGUGUACAUAUUUCUAUAUGGGAAAACCUAUCUGGCCUUAUCUGGUGUUGGAGAAUCAAUUCAAAAUAGAGCGGAUAUAUUGCAGAAUACAGCCUUGAAUGCCGCUCUGAAUACUCAAUUUCUGUUCCAGAUUGGUAUAUUUACUGCAGUUCCCAUGAUUCUUGGUAUCAUCCUUGAGUCAGGUGUCUUAACGGCUUUUGUAAGCUUUAUUACAAUGCAGUUCCAACUGUGCUCUGUAUUUUUCACUUUCUCCCUUGGAACAAGGACACACUACUUUGGCCGGACAAUACUACAUGGAGGUGCAAAGUAUAGAGCAACUGGUAGGGGUUUUGUGGUACGGCAUAUCAAGUUCGCUGAAAACUACCGUCUUUAUUCUCGAAGCCAUUUUGUGAAAGGGAUGGAGGUUUUACUUCUAUUGGUGAUCUUUCUAGCAUAUGGUUUUAACAAUGGUGAAGCUCUUGGCUACAUUUUACUUUCAAUAAGUAGUUGGUUUAUGGCACUGUCUUGGCUUUAUGCUCCCUAUUUAUUCAACCCAUCUGGAUUUGAAUGGCAGAAGAUCGUUGAGGAUUUCAGAGACUGGACAAACUGGCUGUUUUAUCGAGGUGGAAUUGGUGUUAAAGGAGAAGAAAGCUGGGAAGCCUGGUGGGAAGAAGAACUGGAACAUAUUCAAACCGUUGGAGGAAGGAUACUGGAAACUAUACUAAGCUUAAGGUUUUUUAUCUUUCAAUAUGGAGUUGUUUACCACAUGGAUGCAAGCGAUGCAAGCACGUCUUUAUUGGUGUAUUGGAUUUCAUGGGCUGUGCUUGGUGGCCUUUUUGUCCUUCUGUUGGUAUUUGGUUUAAAUCCCAAGGCCAUGGUUCAUUUUCAAUUGUUCCUGCGUCUGGUCAAAAGCAUCGCAUUUUUGAUGGUUUUGGCGGGUUUGGUUGUGGCGAUUGUGUUUACACGCCUCAGUGUCACAGAUGUAUUUGCUUCCAUUCUAGCAUUUGUGCCAACUGGGUGGGGAAUUCUUUCGAUUGCUGUGGCAUGGAAACCUAUUAUGAAGAAAUUAGGCUUGUGGAAAAUAGUGCGCUCCCUAGCUCGGCUGUAUGAUGCUGGCAUGGGGAUGAUCAUUUUUGUCCCCAUAGCCAUCUGUUCAUGGUUUCCGUUUAUAUCGACUUUCCAGACACGACUUCUGUUUAACCAGGCCUUCAGCAGAGGUUUGGAGAUUUCUCUCAUUCUUGCUGGCAAUAACCCAAAUGCAGGGAUGUGAUGGUGGCAGUUGGGGUCUUGUGCUUCAUCAAUCGGAUCAUGCACAUUCUCAGUUAGCAUUAGGAUGUAUAUAUCUCCAUGUUGACCGGCAAUCAUUUGAUGUGGGUUGAUUGGAUAUAUUUCUAUUGUGAGACUAGUAGCUGUAAUUGUUAUGCCUGAGAACUUUCUGUUGUAUGGCACUCCUAAGUUUUGACAUAUUGAUAUGUGGGCUGAUUGGCAUA